Molecule: messenger RNA, 537 nt
Organism: Macrobrachium nipponense
Lineage: Eukaryota; Metazoa; Arthropoda; Malacostraca; Decapoda; Palaemonidae
Exons: 2
Coding region: 1-537 (178 amino acids)
Source: RefSeq, a predicted model, not a curated record
AUGGAUCGCUCGUUAUCCUCGAUACCUUCGUUAAGCUUUUGGAAACGAGGCGUCGUCAAUUACGAUAAUGAUGAUGAUGAUGAUGAUGAUGAUGGUGAUGAUGAGGAGGAGGAGGUGGAGGAGGACAAGGUGGAGGAGGAGGAGGAGGAGGAGGAGGAGGAGGCCAGCGAUAGGAUCCUAUCAGACCAUAUGCCCCCUGUUUUGUCCGUUCGUGAAAAGGAGAAAUUCGUUGACAACGGCACGACAUACGUUUUCGAUAAGGUUUCAAAAGACGGCGAAACGCAGUUCUGGCGUUGUGAUCAACGUUCUUCCUGCAAGGCGCAUAUUCAUGUUCACCAAGGAAGAAUAACCAAGCGUAUUGGUGCCCAUGCACACCUCGGAGACGCAGCCAACGCUGAAGUGAUGACAGCCCUGACGGACUUGAGAAAUCGGGCCGUUGUCGAGGCAUGGCAUCGUUCUGUCCACUGGGUGAAAUUCGGCCUUCGAUUAGGAAAUUCAUUAGAGGACUUACUCGAUCGCAAAAACUUAGAGCACUGA